Molecule: messenger RNA, 885 nt
Organism: Aphidius gifuensis
Lineage: Eukaryota; Metazoa; Arthropoda; Insecta; Hymenoptera; Braconidae
Product: mediator of RNA polymerase II transcription subunit 13-like
Exons: 3
Coding region: 77-589 (170 amino acids)
Source: RefSeq, a predicted model, not a curated record
AAAUGACAUUUAGAUAUGACUUUAUAUAACGUCAUGCAUUUAUAUAUUUAAAAACUGACUAAUCCAUAUUGUAAUCAUGAUGUCGUUGUUUCCAAUAUGCAUAACACUUGUUGGUCUCUUUGUUAAAUCAAGAGCUGAAUGUUAUUGUGGAGCUGAUAGUCUUUUGAAUGAUUUAAAUUAUCGAGUUGAUCGUGUUGAUGAAAUUAUUGAUAUUAUUCAAAAACGAUACAACACACAUACACAACAACAGUACAAUUAUGAACAAGCCAUUGAAAGAGCAAAAACUGUAUUAAAUAAAUUGGACAAUAUGAAAACAAAUACUGAUGAUGAUGAUGAUAAUGAUGAUGAUGAUAGUGACGAUACAAAUGAUUCAUCAAGCUUACCAUGGCAACAAGAUACGAUAAUUGAUGGAGAAAAAAAUAAUCCAUUAACACGAAGAUUUAUAAAAGAAGAUGGUAAAAAAUGGAAUAAACAAUUUUACAAAGCAUUUGCAAAAGUAUUAGAAAAAGAAUUUGUUAAACAACCUGCUAUACAUGAACAUUUAGGUGAUAAUUUUGAUGUUCACAAGUACGUUGUCAAAGAAGAAUAAUAAAGAAUAAAAAAUAUAUAUAUAUAUUAUAAGUUAUAUAACAAUAAAAAAAUUAACUAAUAAUAAUAAAAUUAUAAAACAACAAAUUUGUUUAUUUAAUUUUAAAAAUUACGAGUCAAUAAAAUGAAAUAACAAAAAAAAAAAGUAAAAAAAGAAAAAAAAAAAGUAAAAUAACAAACAAAAUUAAUAAAACUAUAAUGAUAAUAUCAAAUUUCACAGUCAGCCUUGAUUAAAUAACAAUAAAAAAUAAUAAAAUAAAUAAUAAUAAAGUAAAUGAAUCAAAUCAAUGAGAAAAA